Messenger RNA from Ornithodoros turicata, 630 nucleotides. RefSeq lists its product as uncharacterized. The coding region runs from base 1 to 630 and encodes 209 amino acids. NCBI's taxonomy places the organism in Eukaryota, Metazoa, Arthropoda, Arachnida, Ixodida, Argasidae. The record is from RefSeq and is a predicted model, not a curated record. The transcript has a single exon.
AUGGACCGACUUCGUAUGCAACGGGCACCAGUUCAUGCCAGAAUUACCAUGCGUCUGGACGAGAUACGCUCGAUUCUUCAGCGCUCCCCUCCAUCAAGAGAAGAGCUAGGAGUCAAAUUUGACGUUCUUAACACGAAAGCUUCAGUUCUCAAAGCCGAAAUAGAAGCAGAGGCUGCUGAAUGCGAUCGCUACUUGGAGGAAAUUGCAACGGCUCGACUGGCCGCUCAGCGGUAUCUUAACGGACCACGAGAAAGCUCGACCACCACCCCUGCUCGGAGUGGAGGACCCUCGGGACACAGCUUGCCAUAUGCCGCGAGCCUACCGAAAUUACGUAUUGAGCCCACCAUCGGAGACCUGUUCUCGUGGCAGUCCUUUUGGGACCAGUUCAACGCAGCGGUCCACAAUAACCCGAAUCUAUCGAACGUACUGAGGUUCCAGUAUCCCCGCUCGCUGGUCAAGGGCAAGGCGGAGUUGGCCAUCAAGGGCUUGGAUCUGACUAACGACAACUAUCCCGCAGCGCUUAAGAUUCUCAAGAAUCAGUUUGGAAACAGGGAUAAAUUAGUCUCCGAACAUCUAGCCACUUGCCGACCAUUGCCGACCACCCGGUUUGUGACAACGUGGGGAAGCUAA